Molecule: messenger RNA, 657 nt
Organism: Boeremia exigua
Lineage: Eukaryota; Fungi; Ascomycota; Dothideomycetes; Pleosporales; Didymellaceae
Exons: 2
Coding region: 1-657 (218 amino acids)
Source: RefSeq, a predicted model, not a curated record
AUGGACGUUGUGGGACAGCGCUUGGGAGGGAGGGCUGUGUCGGUCGAUGUGCAGCAGCCGCGAUCGCAGGGCAGCAGCAGCUCGGCUGGGGGAGACCGGGCUAGAGUCCAAUGCUCCAGUGCUCCAGGGCCUGGCAGUGUAAUUGCGCGAGCGGGCGGCGACUCGAAGCGGCGAGCGCUGGGCGUGUGUGCGUGCGUCCCCUUCUCAGCGCAAUCUUCCUCGUGCGCGCCGAGCCCACACCACGCAGGAGAGCAGCAAGUUGCCGCCGCUACGCCUGACUGCAUGCCCUCGAAGCUCGGCUACGGGCCAUGUGUGCAGUUUGCGAUGACGGCCUUGGCAAGUGCUCGUGACUGGCCGGUGCAUAAGCCUCCGUGGGUCCUGUGCAACCUAUCAUCACCACCAGAUGCAUCAUGUCACUCCUCGUCUACACCUGGCGAGACCCUGUGUGACCUCCCAUGUCUCAAUAUUCGCGAUGCUGGCUUGCUGGCCACGUUCGCGCCCUCCCUCGCUAACGGCACUGUCCGUAACCGCUGCUGUUACGUGCGCCCACCGUCCUUCGCUCAGGCGUGGCCGCCCUCGUGGCGCCCAAGUCAGGUCACACAAGGGCCCAGCCGGCCUGCUUCAUGUCGUCUCACGUGGGGACGCAGCAUUCAAUAA